AUGGACUCACACCAGCUCAUAGAUGCUCAGUUUGACAGAGCAGUCGCCAUAGUACAGGCCUUACCAAAAACCGGGCCGAUACAAACCGACUAUGAGGAAAAACUGGAAAUGUAUAGUUUGUACAAGCAAGCUACCGUAGGCAAUGUAAAACAACCCCGGCCGGGGAUUUUCGACAUGCUCGGACGAGCAAAAUGGGAUGCAUGGGCGAAGCACAAAGAUUUGGAGCCGUACGAGGCCAAAUGGUUAUAUGUUUUACGAAAGUACUCCGAUAAAACGGUAGCACAAGACUUUGUUCGCGAGUUAGAAUCUUACGGCGGUGAUCCAUCUAAUAUUGUCUCCAGUCGUACAUUCUCUCACUCUCAUGGCUCCGAAUCGUCCGGUUCUACGGUUUCCGAUGAUGUACCUCCGUCUCGUCCAUAUGCCCAACCCCAGGUCAUCUCACAUCACCCGACCUACCCGCCACCAGGGAACCAUCCUGAAGACUUCUCUGACGCUGAUUCUGAAGGGGAAGUAGAUCAACAUGCUGUUGCGCCGCCUCGUCUAGAUCCAGGUGUCCCACAAGGGCUGCCGCGACGACCACAAUCUUCUCUUUCUUCGCAUCGGUACCGAACACCCAUGGCAGGUUCCCUUGCUAUGUCCCCUCCACCAAUCCACCCGGCCGUCCCAGAAACACAGCCCCUUCCUACGUACGAGACCCCUUCAGCAUUUGCGAGUCCCCCUCAUCCUUCCACUUUAUCUUCGAGCUACGCCGCUGUCAGUCCAUAUGCUGGCCAGUUCUCCGAAUCAUCUCGCGUCGGAUUUACGUCGUCUCUCCAAAGUCACCCCUCACAGUCUGCGUAUCGUGGUCACACUAGCUCAGUACCACCUAGACCAUAUGGCCCAGCUCGUCCCGCUUCGCGCUUAGCAAUUGAAUCCGCACUUGAAAACGUGCAAGCUCAUUUAACUGCACUGAAUGAACGCUUAGAAACACUCGAGUCGCUAUCAUUCAACCCUUCUAGGUCCCGCAUAUCCAUAAGCCCACGGAAUUCAGGCAAUAUCUCCCCUUACGGGCGGCGGACCCCAGACGAUAACGAAGAUCGCUUAGAGUGGGACGUCAACGACAUGGGCUUGUGGUCACUCAUCCUGAACCCCCUAGCCCACGGAGUACACCAACUCAAGAACUUCGGAAGAUUCUUCAUUAGAAAUGAAGACCGGUCCCCUGCGCUAAUUAUACUUCGCCGAUUAUGUUUGGAUGUAUCUUUCCUUCUAUUUGUGCUGGCAAUAGUCAGGGCUAUCUGGCGGAAGAGUGGCGUUAGGCGACGCGAAGUGCGUGCUGCAUUGAGCAUGCUGUGGCAUGCCAUAAUCGGUGCCAAGAAAAAGCGCGUUAUGGUGGAGAGGGGGGUAUAG
Molecule: messenger RNA, 1386 nt
Organism: Pleurotus ostreatus (oyster mushroom)
Lineage: Eukaryota; Fungi; Basidiomycota; Agaricomycetes; Agaricales; Pleurotaceae
Exons: 6
Coding region: 1-1386 (461 amino acids)
Biological process (GO): fatty acid metabolic process
Molecular function (GO): fatty-acyl-CoA binding
Source: RefSeq, a predicted model, not a curated record